CUCCCACUUCUCCUGUUUUGCCACGUGGAGUUUUCUCUAUCUCUCCUGCGUCCUUUCCCUUGUUUUGUUUUCCCCUCUCAUAAAAUCUGAGAAUCAUGACACAGAGAGGAAACCCUAGAAAAUAAUUUAAGUGAUAUCGCAGGUUCAUGUGUUUGUUUAGUAUAUGCAGUCUUAGCUUGAAGCUUUUGAGCCGUUCACUAGAGAAUUGAUGUACAAUGAUAGCGCUGAAGAAAGAAGAAGAGACGGAGCUGGAGUUAGGAUUGUCAAUUGGUGGAGGUUUCAAAAGGUCAGAGAAAGUGAACCCCAUCAAAAGCGAACCGGUUCAGUUUGAAAGUAUGAGAGAUCCAAGAACUAGUUGUUUCGAUACAGAUCGGAGAGAUAAUCAUCCAAAAAUUUCGACUGCUCUCCAGCUUGAAAGAAUGGGUGUUGAGCCCCAGGUAAAACGCGAAGUUGAGGCAUUACGGAGACAGGAAGCUAAGAAGAAACGACAAGAGAAACAGCAACGUAAAGGAAUAACAGAAAGUGAAGAGUGCAUCAACGGUGGUUUUGGAGUUAUACACGAUAACAAGAUGUGGUUAAAAUCACCAAAACUCGAGACUAGAGAACGGGAGUUUGAUGUAAACGAAAGAGAAUGCAAGAAAAAUAGAGUAGAAGAUAACGGAUCCCGAAACAGUAAUGCGGAGAUGAAAAUGAAAAAUGUGAAUCUCAAUUUUACCGUAGAGCAAAACAUCAACAACAUGAAUCAAAAUGACAGCUUAAGUUCUAAUCCAACUGCAUUCUCCUCGCCUGCGGUUNAGAAGUGCAGUGUGAUAGUAGGGACGGACUCCAACUGUAAAUAA
Molecule: messenger RNA, 839 nt
Organism: Pistacia vera
Lineage: Eukaryota; Viridiplantae; Streptophyta; Magnoliopsida; Sapindales; Anacardiaceae
Exons: 1
Coding region: 216-839 (207 amino acids)
Biological process (GO): signal transduction; negative regulation of DNA-templated transcription
Cellular component (GO): nucleus
Source: RefSeq, a predicted model, not a curated record